Messenger RNA from Centropristis striata (black sea bass), 686 nucleotides. RefSeq names its product immediate early response 3 interacting protein 1 (gene ier3ip1). Lineage: Eukaryota; Metazoa; Chordata; Actinopteri; Perciformes; Serranidae. The coding region runs from base 47 to 295 and encodes 82 amino acids. Gene Ontology annotation, biological process: endoplasmic reticulum to Golgi vesicle-mediated transport. The transcript is spliced from 3 exons. Gene Ontology annotation, cellular component: Golgi membrane; endoplasmic reticulum membrane; COPII-coated ER to Golgi transport vesicle. The record is from RefSeq and is a predicted model, not a curated record.
AGUGGUUGACGACGGAGGAGGAGAAGAAGAAGAAGAAGUUGCCAGCAUGGCGUUUACUCUCUACUCUCUCAUCCAGACCGCUAUUCUCUGCACUAAUGCAGUCGCUGUGUUGCACGAAGAAAGGUUCCUCAGCAAAUUCGGCUGGGGAGUUGAUCAGGGAGUUGGAGGUUUUGGAGAUGAUCCAGGAAUCAAAGCGCAGAUUCUCACCCUCAUCCGCUCAGUCCGGACCGUCAUGAGAGUGCCUUUGAUUAUAGUGAACUCGGCCUGCAUCGUGCUGUUGUUACUGUUUGGUUGACACUCAUCACCAAAACGAAGCCGGAGGACCAGACGUGCCAAGGAAAAACCACACAGACACAGAAAUAUCCGUUAUUCAGAGACUGAUUCAGUCAGAAAAAUCAACCUGCAGGUGUUUACAUCCAAAGAGAAGAAGAAUAGACCAGUGAAUUCUUGCUGCUGUGGACUUAUCAUCAACUCUCAGAUAACCUGCUGGUCACUGUGACACAAAAAAGACAAAACGGAAAUAAUCUUUUAGUUGUAACACCACACUUGAAGAUGAUUUUCUCCUCAUUCAUUGUUGUUCUGCACAGUAUUCUUGUUUUUACACAUUGAGAAGAGUCUGUUACAAUGAUUUUAUGAUGUGUUAUUAUGUUACAAUUACAAAACUUAUUAAAGAAGUGUUUUCAGCA